UUGUGAUUUGCUUCGAACGCAACACGGCGAAGUCGUUUGGCAGCCUUAUUUUUAUGACUCGAGUGUGUCGGCGCUCGUUAAGUGUAAUAAAUCUCAACAAAUGAUAAAUUAGCAAACAGCAAGAUGCAGUCCAUGAAAGCCGAUCAGUUGCCGCCAAAUCCGCGGGAGACAUCGAAUCCGUUGUCUUCAAUAAUGUUUUGCUUUGCCAUGCCCACAUUUUUCAAGGGCCGCAAGAAAACACUUGAUGAAAGCGAUUUAUAUAGAGCACUCAAGGAACACAAAUCGGAUACGCUGGGCCAGAAGCUUAGCGAUGCCUGGGAGAAGGAGGUGGAGGAGAAGCGCAAGAAGAAGAAGACUCCCAGCCUGUUCAAGGCAACGUUAAAUGUUUUUGGCUGGCGCUUUGGGCUCUUGGGCUGUGUGCUCUUCAUACUGGAAAUGGGCUUCCGCGUUACUCAGCCGCUUUGCUUGGGUGGUUUGGUUUCCUUCUAUGCCAACAAUCAGGACAGCAACGAUCAGACCAAGGCUUAUCUUUAUGCCGCCGGCGUUAUCUUGUGCAGCGCCUUCAAUGUUAUGUUUAUGCAUCCCUAUAUGCUGGGCAUGUUCCAUACGGGCAUGAAGGUGCGCAUAGCCAUGUGCAGCAUGAUUUAUCGCAAGGCGUUGCGUCUCAGUCGCACCGCUCUGGGCGACACGACAAUUGGUCAAGUGGUUAAUCUCAUAUCGAACGAUGUUGGCCGACUGGAUGUGUCGGUUAUACACAUGCAUUAUUUAUGGCUGGGCCCAGUGGAAAUUGGCGUGGUCACCUGGCUCAUGUAUCGUGAGAUUGGAGUUGCUGCAUUCUUUGGCGUCGCUGUGAUGUUGUUAUUCAUUCCGCUCCAGGCUUAUUUGGGCAAGAAGACAUCGGUGCUGCGUCUGCGCACAGCUUUGCGCACGGAUGAACGUGUGCGCAUGAUGAACGAGAUUAUAUCGGGCAUACAGGUCAUCAAGAUGUAUGCCUGGGAAAUUCCCUUUAGCAAAAUGAUUGACUAUGUGCGCAUCAAGGAAAUGAAUGCUAUACGCAAGGUCAACUACAUCCGAGGCACACUCCAGAGCUUUAUUAUGUAUGUCACUCGUAUCUCCGUGUUUGUCAGCUUGGUGGGAUUUGUGCUGUUGGGCAAGCUGCUCACUGCUGAGAAGGCUUUCGUCAUUACUGCUUACUACAAUAUUCUGCGUAAUACCAUGACCAUAUACUUCCCCAUGGGCAUCUCACAGUUUGCUGAGCUGCUUGUUUCCAUUGGACGCAUACAAAAGUUUAUGAUGCAUGAGGAGACUAAAGUGCGCGACAAGUCCAACGAUGUGGAUGAGCAGAAACUGGGCAACAAGCCACAAGCUAUACUACAGGAAGCAGUUUCGACAGCUACAGGCGUGCUGCGUCCCAGCAGUCGUCGUCCUAGCGAGGCAGAGCUUAGCGUUAGCAUCAGCAAGCUGAGAGCCAAGUGGGAUUCGAAGGCUACAGAAUACACGCUGGAUAAUAUAAACUUGAAGUUUAAGCCAAGACAGCUGGUUGCUGUUAUAGGACCCGUAGGCUCCGGAAAGUCAAGCUUAAUACAAACUAUACUGGGUGAACUGCAGCCAGAAUCAGGCACAGUGCGCGUCAAUGGCAACUUGUCUUAUGCCUCACAGGAGCCUUGGCUAUUCACAGGCACAGUGCGCUCAAAUAUUCUGUUUGGUUUGCCCAUGGACAAGAGUCGCUAUCGUCAGGUGGUUAAGAAGUGUGCGCUUGAGCGUGACUUUGAGCUGCUGCCCUAUGGCGACAAAACGAUUGUGGGUGAGCGUGGCGCUUCGCUUUCAGGUGGACAAAAGGCGCGCAUUAGUUUGGCACGCGCUGUUUAUCGCAAGGCGGAUGUUUACCUACUCGAUGAUCCACUCAGCGCUGUGGACACGCAUGUGGGACGUCAUCUAUUCGAUCAAUGCAUGCGCGGCUUUCUGCGCGACGAUAUUGUGCUGCUGGUAACGCAUCAGCUGCAGUUUUUGGAGCAAGCUGAUAUGAUAGUCAUUAUGGACAAGGGCAAAAUAAGCGCCAAGGGCACUUACGAGUCCAUGUGCAAGAGUGGGCUGGACUUUGCGCAAAUGUUAACCGAUCCCAGCAAGAAGGAUGAAGGCGCUGGUGAUGCUUCAGCUGAAAAGCGUCGCCUAUCACAAAUCAGCAGCAAGCGCAGUCGCCAGAACAGUGUUUCCUCCUUGGAAUCUGCUACUGACUCUGUGGUUGUUGAGUCACCCAUGCAGACGCAGGAGAAUCGCACCGAAGGACGCAUUGGCAUGAGCUUAUACAAGAAAUACUUUGGUGCCAAUGGCUAUGCGCUCUUCAUUGUGUUUGCUUUCUUCUGCAUUGGCGCUCAAGUGCUGGGCUCUGGUGGCGAUAUAUUCCUCUCCUACUGGGUCAACAAGAAUGGACAUGCCAAUACGGACUCGUUUAUGUCGCGCUUGCGUCGCUCGUUCAUGCCCCGCAUCAAUAGCGACACUGAUCCCAUCGAUAUCUACUACUUUACUGCCAUUAACGUCAUGGUCAUUGUCUUCUCGCUGGUGCGCAGCGUGCUCUUCUUCUAUUUGGCCUCGAAGAGCUCCAAGGUCCUACACAAUCGGAUGUUCCAGGGCGUCACUCGCGCUGCAAUGCAUUUCUUCAAUACAAAUCCCUCGGGUCGCAUCUUGAAUCGCUUCUCCAAGGACUUGGGUCAAGUGGAUGAAAUUCUGCCCUCUGUUAUGAUGGAUGUUAUGCAAAUCUUCUUAUCCAUUAUUGGCAUCAUUGUGGUGCUGUGCAUCAUCAAUGUUUACUACAUUGUGGCAACGAUUUUCCUGGUCAUUGUGUUUUAUUUCCUGCGCUCCUUUUAUCUAACCACCUCGCGUGAUGUCAAGCGAUUGGAGGCUAUAACUCGCUCACCCAUUUACUCGCAUCUGAGCGCCUCUCUGAACGGCUUGCCCACUAUACGCGCCUUUGGCGCACAGAAGGAGUUGAUUGCUGAGUUUGACAACUUCCAGGAUUUACACAGCUCAGGCUUCUAUAUGUUCCUGGUCACUAGUCGUGCGUUUGGCUACUGGCUGGACUUGGUUUGUGUCAUCUACAUAGCUGUGGUCACGCUCAGCUUCUUCCUCUUUGCACCAGAGAACGGUGGUGAUGUAGGCUUGGCCAUCACACAGGCCAUGGGCAUGACUGGUAUGGUGCAGUGGGGCAUGCGUCAGUCUGCUGAGCUGGAGAACACCAUGACAGCCGUGGAGCGCGUUGUUGAGUAUGAAGAUCUGGAGCCAGAGGGCGAGUUUGAGUCCAAGCCGAAUAAGAAGCCACCAAAGGAAUGGCCAGAUGAGGGCCAGAUUAAGUUUGAUGAUCUGAGUCUGCGUUACUUCCCUGAAAAGGAUGCGGACUAUGUGCUGCGCUCUCUGAACAUUGACAUAAAGACCUGCGAGAAGGUUGGCAUUGUAGGACGCACUGGCGCCGGCAAGUCAUCGCUUAUCAAUGCGCUGUUCAGACUUUCAUAUAAUGAAGGCGCAAUUCUCAUCGAUCGACGUGAUACCAACGACAUUGGCUUGCAUGAUCUGCGCAGCAAGAUUUCCAUUAUACCACAGGAGCCGGUGCUAUUCUCUGGCACUAUGCGUUACAAUCUGGAUCCCUUCGAUGAGUACUCAGAUGCUAAGCUGUGGGAAUCACUGGAGGAGGUUAAGUUGAAGGAAGUAGUAGCCGAGCUGCCCAGCGGACUUAUGAGCAAAAUUUCCGAGGGCGGCACCAACUUUAGUGUGGGUCAGCGCCAAUUGGUGUGCCUGGCACGCGCUAUUCUGCGCGAGAAUCGCAUACUGGUUAUGGAUGAGGCAACAGCCAACGUGGAUCCACAGACAGAUGCGCUUAUACAGACUACGAUCAGAAACAAGUUCAGGGAGUGCACAGUGCUCACCAUAGCACAUCGACUGCAUACAGUAAUGGAUUCGGACAAGGUAUUGGUUAUGGAUGCAGGACGCGCUGUGGAGUUUGGCUCACCAUUCGAGCUGCUUACAGUAAGCGAGAAGAAGGUGUUCCACAGCAUGGUCAAGCAGACAGGCGAUGCAACAUUCGAUGCGCUGCUUAAGGUGGCACAAAAGGCACAUGAGGACAACCUGCGGGCGAAGAAGGAUUCUUGACAUUUCGCCGUGCCAAAGGCUUUUAAAGACUACAUACUUAAGAUACUGGAACCAAUCACGAACCACCCGGCAGCCAAUGCGGGCAUACAGAAGACCUUCCUCUUUGCGGAGGCCUCCAAGCAGAAACUAUUAGGGUAGCCAAAAGCGAAACAGUAAUGGAGAAUAGACAGUUUUUUAUACAGACACACAUACAUAUGUACAAAUUACAUGUAUAUAUAUAGUUUAAAUGUUAGUUGAAUUGAUGAAACUAGUUCGUAAUUAACGAUGAAUGUGGACAAUAAGCAAGAAGAAGAGAGAUUUAUUUUCAGACUCAAGCAUGAGUAAACUUUGAAAGUUUGCCUUUUGCAAAUUUCGUAUAAAAUGUGUUCCAAUCAUGACAAUAAUGCAUAUGAAAGAACAAGAAAAUAUCUAUUAACUGUUACGCCUAGGAAUAAUGUACGUGUGUGUUUUUUAUAGUAAUUUAUUAAUGUACAGGUAUACACAAUAAAUGUAACAAAUUAACACAUUUUUAUUUCAAACAUACUUAUUAUUUUCAUUUUCAUUUUCGCAUUUGUGCUCAACCAAAGUUUUAGCUUUAAGAAGUAGAACUGCAUUUAAAUCAUCUAUGUUAAAUGUAAAGAGCAAUGCAUUUAUGCAUUUAACUCGUAAAGUAUCUUCCAUUUCGCUGCUAAAAAUUUAAAAACUAAAAAAGCGCUUUCUAAAAGCGAAAAGUAUUUAUAUUUA
Messenger RNA from Drosophila busckii, 4863 nucleotides. RefSeq names its product probable multidrug resistance-associated protein lethal(2)03659 (gene Mrp5). The coding region runs from base 124 to 4140 and encodes 1338 amino acids. The record is from RefSeq and is a predicted model, not a curated record. NCBI's taxonomy places the organism in Eukaryota, Metazoa, Arthropoda, Insecta, Diptera, Drosophilidae. Gene Ontology annotation, cellular component: membrane. The transcript has 11 exons. Gene Ontology annotation, molecular function: ATP binding; ATP hydrolysis activity; ABC-type transporter activity. Gene Ontology annotation, biological process: transmembrane transport.